CCUACAACUAAAAAGGAACAGAGAGAGUAGUAACAAUAAAUACAUAUUCUUUUUAUAUUCUACUUAUCGUAUUUUUUUUUCAUCAGAUCUGGUGGUCUCUUUUAGAAAAUGUCUGCAUAUGAUAAUGUGGUUGGUGGGAAGUUGAAACUAAAGGGAAAGGCAUUGGAUGUAAAAGCCGCUGGAAUUAAGAAAAAGAAAAAGAAGGAAAAGAGGGAUUAUGAUCAAAUCUCCCAGGUUACAGAAAACGAGCUUUCAACUGAUGGUGGUAGUGGAUCCAUAGAUAAUUCCACCAAGGAAGAGACCACAGAUGCAACUAAAUCUGUUGGUGAAGAAAAUGCCGGUCGCUGGGAUGAUAAUCUAACCCCUGCAGAGAGGCGCUACAUAGAACAAAGAGAGAGGAUCGACAUGCAUAAGAUGGCCAAGACUGCUAAUAAAUCACAUCGCGAUCGAAUUGAAGAUUUCAAUCAGUACUUGGCGAACAUGAGUGAGCACUAUGACAUUCCCAAAGUUGGCCCUGGCUAAUUAAGAACAAAUCAGAAAUUUUCUGCUGCAUCUCUGUAUCUCGUUUACGGAAGCAUCUUUAGUAGCUACUAUUUCGAAUUUCGUAUUUCGUAUUCUGUAAUUUAGAAGUUUCCUUGGUUCGAUGGUCUCUGCAUGAUCAUCUUCUUUCUGAGGCUGAACCUCACUAUGAUGUUGUUCUAAUGGAUGUAAAUUUUCAGAUUGUAUGUACUUAAAUUGAAAGUUUUUUACCAAUUUCUAUCAAGUGAAAACACUUCAGAAGGUGGAGAAUUUUCCUCAAA
Molecule: messenger RNA, 800 nt
Organism: Solanum tuberosum (potato)
Lineage: Eukaryota; Viridiplantae; Streptophyta; Magnoliopsida; Solanales; Solanaceae
Product: protein FAM32A
Exons: 3
Coding region: 109-522 (137 amino acids)
Cellular component (GO): nucleolus
Source: RefSeq, a predicted model, not a curated record